AACACCGGCAAAACCGACGACUAGACAGCAGCGAAGAUGUCGAAACAGGAUUUACGAGAAUCGUCCGUACCCUACACCCGACUCCCUCCAAACCCUAACCACCAAAACGUCAUCGUUUUACCCGUCUAUUACCACCGCCCUUACGAUAACUUCCGUUGUCUCCGCUGUUCCCUCGCGAUUGCCGCCGCCGCCGUCCUCUUUUCCGCCGCCGCUUUCUUCCUUUACCCUUCCGAUCCAGCUCUCGAACUAUCCCGUAUCAAACUCAACCACAUCGAAGUCCACUCGUCGCCCAAACCCACCCUCGAUCUCUCCUUUUCGUUGACAAUCAGGGUCCGCAAUAGAGAUUUCUUUUCCUUGGACUACGAUAAGAUCGUCGUUUCGGUUGGGUAUAGAGGGAGGGAACUUGGAGCGGUGAGCUCAGCAGGAGGGCGCGUGAGAGCAAGAGGGAGCUCGUACGUGAACGCCACGCUCGAUUUGGAUGGACUUGAAGUUGUUCAUGAUGUGAUUUAUUUACUUUCCGAUUGGGUUAAAGGGGUUAUUCCCUUUGAUACGAAUACUAAAGUUGAUGGAGAUCUUGGCCUUUUUCUCUUUAAAAUUCCCCUCAAGGAAAAAGUAUCAUGUGAGGUGUAUGUGAAUACAAGUAACCAGACAAUUGUUCGUCAGGACUGCUAUGCUGAGUAAUGUGGUGGACAGUGGAUGUACUAGAAGUGGGAAACAGAUUCAGAUGCUGCUUUGAUUUGGUUCCUCAUUAUACUGUAUAUGCGAAUGUAAAUUAUCAUAGUUCAGUUAUCGAAUAAGGUUCUGUAUCCCCAAAGUACUUUUUUUCUUGCUCGGCAAGUAAGUGCGUAUAGCUAGGAAUUGUAAACCCAUGAUUGUGGC
This is a messenger RNA of Hibiscus syriacus, 879 nucleotides long. RefSeq lists its product as uncharacterized. The record is from RefSeq and is a predicted model, not a curated record. The coding region runs from base 37 to 681 and encodes 214 amino acids. Gene Ontology annotation, cellular component: plasma membrane. NCBI's taxonomy places the organism in Eukaryota, Viridiplantae, Streptophyta, Magnoliopsida, Malvales, Malvaceae. The transcript has 3 exons.